Paramuricea clavata is the source of this 666-nucleotide messenger RNA. The record is from the annotation of a GenBank genome assembly. NCBI's taxonomy places the organism in Eukaryota, Metazoa, Cnidaria, Anthozoa, Malacalcyonacea, Plexauridae.
AUGAAACGCAAAAACGAAUAUUGUAAAAAGAAAGAAGAAUGGGCUGAAUUUGAGAAACGAGUGGGCCUUAAAAGAACCGAAGGUCGGGAGAAAAAGUCUCGUGGUGUAAAAGUUCCGAGCGAUAUAUUAGUUCAACGAAUUUCGUCAGUAGCUUCAGGUCGGUUAAAGAAAUAUGAACCAUUGGACACAAGAGAUUUUGUGCCUUUCGAAGAUUACGACGAACUAAGCAUUGACAAUAUAAAAGACGCUUGCGAACGCUUCUACAACGCUCCACAAAACACUUGUGAUAUCCUAGCGUCUGACCGAGGCCCGUCGUGUACCAGGUUUGAACAACUAAAGGGGAAAAAGGUUUUCUUCAUACGCUUUACACAACCAGAAAAUGAGAGCCAACGCAACGAUGAUAUGUCAAAGAACGAUAAUAUGACAAAACAAGCAAAGGCUGGUACGAAGUCGUCCCCAGUAAAGUCCACUUCAAGUCAUUCGCUUUGUAGCCCACGGCCACGUGCUCCUGCUACAGUCUUCCCAAAGUCUGUAUCAAUUGGCGAUUUGCUUAAAGCUGGGAAGUUGAUAAAGCCACCAAAAGCAUAUACAUUUAACUUAGAGUAUUUCGAUGUUCACAAAUGCAUUUGGGUUAACCCUAGCUUCCACCAUAAAACUUCAGGUUGA